Molecule: messenger RNA, 7226 nt
Organism: Psammomys obesus (fat sand rat)
Lineage: Eukaryota; Metazoa; Chordata; Mammalia; Rodentia; Muridae
Gene: Nalcn
Product: sodium leak channel, non-selective
Exons: 46
Coding region: 530-5713 (1727 amino acids)
Biological process (GO): transmembrane transport; monoatomic ion transport
Cellular component (GO): membrane
Molecular function (GO): monoatomic cation channel activity
Source: RefSeq, a predicted model, not a curated record
GAGAAACGUCAUCUGAUUCUCUGUCCCUACUGCUGCAGGGCCAACUGCAAAAGGGAACUGGUGUGUGUGUGUGUGUGUGUGUGUGUGUGUGUGUGUGUGUGUGUGUGUGUGUGUGUGUGAUGCUGAAACCACAGGACGGGGACUCCUGCAUGAUUGCUAUGGCCGACUCCAUGGCAAGAUGAAAACAUGCCUAGAAGCAGGAGCCGGCAGAGCAGCCUGAGAAGAUCGCCCAGCUGUUGCUGAUUCUGGCUGCGGGGAGAGGGAAGCCACCUGCGAGUACCGACCCUGGCACUGGCCACCAGCUGCGGCGCUGCCUUGAGCAUCCUCCGUAGCUCGCACAGCAGAGCCAACUGCAAAAGGCAAGAGAAUAAUCGCAAGGCCGGGACCCCCGCGGCUCUCCCCUAGCCCCUCGCCACUAGUGCGGGACCAGCACGGAGCUGACCGAGCCGCCGUAGGUGAGGGGCUGCGUCCCCGCCUGCCCAGGCCGGUGCGCCAACACGGAUCCCGCCGCCGCCGCGUCCCCUGCACCAUGACCGCUCUGCGCGCUGCGGUUACAGCUAACUUCAGCAUGCUCAAAAGGAAGCAGAGCUCCAGGGUGGAAGCCCAGCCAGUUACUGACUUUGGUCCUGAUGAAUCUCUGUCGGACAACGCUGACAUACUCUGGAUUAAUAAGCCAUGGGUGCACUCUCUGCUGCGUAUCUGUGCCAUCAUCAGCGUCAUCUCAGUGUGCAUGAACACGCCCAUGACCUUCGAACACUAUCCUCCUCUUCAGUAUGUGACCUUCACCCUGGACACUUUACUGAUGUUUCUCUACACUGCAGAGAUGAUAGCAAAAAUGCACAUACGGGGCAUUGUCAAGGGUGAUAGCUCCUAUGUGAAGGAUCGCUGGUGUGUUUUUGAUGGAUUCAUGGUCUUUUGCCUUUGGGUUUCUCUUGUAUUACAGGUGUUUGAAAUAGCUGACAUAGUUGAUCAGAUGUCACCUUGGGGCAUGCUGCGGAUUCCACGGCCACUCAUUAUGAUCCGGGCUUUCAGGAUUUAUUUCCGAUUUGAACUGCCAAGGACCAGAAUUACAAAUAUUUUAAAGCGGUCAGGAGAACAAAUAUGGAGUGUUUCAAUUUUCCUUCUCUUCUUCCUUCUUCUGUAUGGGAUUUUAGGGGUUCAGAUGUUUGGCACCUUUACCUACCACUGCGUAGUGAAUGACACGAAGCCAGGGAAAGUGUCCAGCAAUGUAGUGAAAGGAGAAAAAUGGGAAUUGGAGAAUUGUUUAAAACUCUUCAGAUGUAACAAGAUCUAUGGCACGAGUAUAUUCACAGUCUAUGAGGCUUCAUCUCAAGAAGGCUGGGUAUUCCUCAUGUACAGAGCAAUCGACAGUUUUCCACGCUGGCGCUCCUACUUCUACUUCAUCACACUGAUUUUCUUCCUUGCCUGGCUUGUAAAGAAUGUGUUUAUUGCUGUCAUCAUUGAGACGUUUGCAGAAAUCAGAGUACAAUUUCAACAAAUGUGGGGGACUCGGGGCAGCACAACUUCCACUGCCACCACACAGAUGUUCCAUGAAGACGCUACUGGCGGUUGGCAGCUGGUAGCUGUGGAUGUCAACAAGCCCCAGGGACGCGCCCCAGCUUGCCUACAGAGAAUGAUGCGCUCGUCAAUUUUCCACAUGUUUAUCCUGAGCAUGGUGACUGUGGAUGUGAUAGUCGCUGCCAGCAACUACUACAAGGGAGAGAACUUCAGACGGCAGUAUGAUGAAUUCUACCUUGCAGAGGUGGCUUUCACAGUCCUUUUUGACUUGGAAGCACUCCUGAAGAUAUGGUGCCUAGGAUUUACUGGCUAUAUCAGCUCGUCUCUCCACAAGUUUGAACUACUGCUUGUUAUUGGAACCACUCUCCAUGUGUACCCAGAUCUUUACCAUUCUCAGUUCACAUACUUCCAGGUUCUCCGGGUAGUGCGGCUCAUUAAGAUUUCACCUGCAUUGGAAGACUUUGUGUACAAGAUAUUUGGUCCUGGGAAAAAACUUGGAAGCUUGGUAGUAUUCACUGCCAGCCUCUUGAUUGUCAUGUCAGCCAUUAGUCUACAGAUGUUCUGCUUCGUUGAAGAACUGGACAGAUUCACCACAUUUCCAAGGGCCUUUAUGUCCAUGUUCCAGAUCCUCACCCAGGAGGGGUGGGUGGACGUGAUGGACCAGACCCUGAACGCCGUGGGGCACAUGUGGGCGCCGGUGGUUGCCAUCUACUUCAUCCUCUACCAUCUCUUCGCGACUCUGAUCCUCCUGAGUUUGUUUGUUGCUGUUAUUUUGGACAACUUAGAACUUGAUGAAGAUCUAAAGAAGCUUAAACAAUUAAAGCAAAGUGAAGCAAAUGCGGACACCAAAGAAAAGCUCCCUUUGCGCUUGAGAAUCUUUGAAAAAUUCCCAAACAGACCACAAAUGGUGAAAAUCUCUAAACUUCCUUCAGACUUUACAGUUCCUAAGAUCAGGGAAAGCUUCAUGAAACAGUUCAUUGACCGCCAGCAACAGGACACCUGCUGUCUCUUCAGAAUCCUCCCUUCCACCUCUUCCUCAUCAUGUGAUAAUCCCAAGCGGCCCACAGCUGAAGACAACAAAUACAUUGAUCAAAAACUCCGCAAGUCUGUUUUCAGCAUCAGGGCGAGGAACCUUCUGGAAAAGGAAGCUGCAGUGACAAAAAUCUUAAGAGCAUGCACUCGACAGCGCAUGCUGAGCGGAUCAUUCGAGGGGCAGCCAGCAAAGGAAAGGUCGAUCCUCAGCGUGCAGCAUCACAUCCGCCAGGAGCGCAGGUCACUAAGACAUGGAUCCAACAGCCAGAGGAUCAGCAGAGGCAAAUCUCUUGAAACCUUAACUCAAGAUCAUUCGAAUACAGUGCGAUACAGAAAUGCACAAAGAGAAGACAGUGAAAUAAAAAUGAUUCAGGAGAAGAAGGAGCAAGCAGAGAUGAAAAGGAAAGUACAAGAAGAGGAGCUACGAGAGAACCACCCAUACUUUGACAAACCCCUCUUCAUCGUGGGGCGGGAGCACAGGUUCAGAAACUUCUGCCGUGUGGUGGUUCGAGCACGCUUCAACGCAUCCAAAACAGAUCCUGUCACGGGAGCAGUGAAAAAUACAAAAUACCACCAACUUUAUGAUUUGCUGGGACUGGUCACCUACCUGGACUGGGUCAUGAUCACUGUAACCAUCUGCUCUUGCAUCUCCAUGAUGUUUGAGUCCCCCUUCCGGAGAGUCAUGCACGCACCGACCUUACAGAUCGCUGAGUAUGUGUUUGUGAUAUUCAUGAGCAUUGAGCUUAAUCUGAAGAUUAUGGCAGAUGGCUUGUUUUUCACUCCAACUGCUGUCAUCAGGGACUUUGGUGGCGUCAUGGACAUAUUUAUCUAUCUUGUGAGCUUGAUAUUUCUUUGUUGGAUGCCUCAAAAUGUGCCUGCUGAGUCGGGAGCUCAGCUCCUGAUGGUUCUUCGGUGCCUAAGACCUCUGCGGAUAUUCAAACUGGUGCCCCAAAUGAGAAAAGUUGUUCGAGAACUUUUCAGUGGCUUCAAGGAAAUUUUUUUGGUCUCCAUUCUGCUGCUGACGUUAAUGCUUGUUUUUGCAAGCUUUGGAGUUCAGCUCUUUGCUGGAAAACUAGCCAAGUGCAAUGAUCCCAAUAUUAUCAGAAGGGAAGACUGUAAUGGCAUCUUCAGAAUUAAUGUAAGUGUGUCCAAGAACUUAAAUUUAAAACUAAGACCCGGAGAGAAAAAGCCUGGAUUUUGGGUGCCCCGUGUUUGGGCGAAUCCUCGGAACUUUAACUUUGACAAUGUGGGAAAUGCCAUGCUGGCAUUGUUUGAAGUUCUGUCCUUGAAAGGCUGGGUAGAAGUGAGGGAUGUCAUUAUUCAUCGUGUGGGGCCGAUCCACGGAAUCUAUAUUCAUGUUUUCGUAUUCCUGGGUUGCAUGAUUGGACUGACGCUUUUUGUUGGUGUGGUCAUUGCUAACUUCAAUGAAAACAAGGGGACAGCCCUGCUGACGGUAGAUCAGAGAAGAUGGGAAGACCUCAAGAGCAGACUGAAGAUUGCACAGCCUCUUCAUCUCCCACCUCGGCCCGAUAAUGAUGGUUUUAGAGCUAAAAUGUAUGACAUAACCCAGCAUCCGUUUUUUAAGAGGACAAUUGCGCUGCUGGUUCUGGCCCAGUCUGUGUUGCUGUCUGUCAAGUGGGAUGUCGAGGACCCUGUGACCGUUCCUUUGGCAACAAUGUCAGUCGUCUUCACCUUCAUCUUUGUUUUAGAGGUUACAAUGAAGAUCAUCGCGAUGUCACCAGCUGGGUUCUGGCAAAGCAGAAGAAACCGAUACGAUCUCUUGGUGACGUCUCUUGGUGUUGUCUGGGUGGUGCUCCACUUUGCUCUCCUGAAUGCAUAUACCUACAUGAUGGGAGCCUGUGUGAUUGUCUUUAGAUUUUUCUCCAUCUGUGGAAAGCAUGUGACAUUAAAGAUGCUCCUUCUGACCGUGGUUGUCAGCAUGUACAAGAGCUUCUUUAUCAUCGUAGGAAUGUUCCUCUUGCUGCUGUGUUAUGCCUUUGCUGGGGUUGUUCUGUUUGGCACCGUAAAGUAUGGAGAGAACAUUAACAGGCACGCCAAUUUUUCUUCAGCUGGCAAAGCCAUUACGGUACUGUUCCGAAUUGUCACGGGAGAAGACUGGAACAAGAUUAUGCAUGAUUGUAUGGUCCAGCCUCCAUUUUGUACUCCAGAUGACUUUACAUACUGGGCAACAGACUGCGGCAACUACGCAGGGGCCCUUAUGUACUUCUGCUCCUUCUACGUCAUCAUCGCCUACAUCAUGCUGAAUCUGCUCGUCGCUAUAAUUGUGGAGAAUUUCUCCUUGUUUUAUUCCACUGAAGAGGACCAGCUUUUAAGUUACAAUGAUCUUCGCCAUUUUCAAAUCAUAUGGAACAUGGUGGAUGAUAAAAGAGAGGGUGUGAUCCCCACCUUCCGAGUGAAGUUCCUGCUACGGCUGCUGCGUGGGAGGCUGGAAGUGGACCUUGAUAAAGACAAGCUCCUUUUUAAGCACAUGUGCUAUGAGAUGGAGAGGCUGCACAAUGGUGGUGAUGUCACCUUCCAUGAUGUCCUGAGCAUGCUGUCCUACCGCUCUGUAGACAUCAGGAAGAGCCUGCAGUUGGAGGAGCUACUGGCAAGGGAGCAGCUGGAGUACACCAUAGAGGAGGAGGUGGCUAAGCAGACGAUUCGCAUGUGGCUGAAGAAGUGCUUAAAACGCAUCCGGGCUAAACAGCAACAGUCAUGCAGCAUCAUCCACAGCCUGAGGGAGAGCCAGCAGCAAGAGCUGAGCCGGUUCCUGAACCCUCCCAGCAUCGAGACCACCCAGCCAAGUGAGGACAGCCACGCCGGCAGCCAGGACCACAGCACGCAACCUGAGACAAGCAGUCAGCAGCAACUCUUGAGCCCUACUCUGUCAGACAGAGGAGGAAGUAGGCAGGAUGCAGCAGAUCCUGGAAAACCCCAAAGGAAGUUCGGGCAAUGGCGUCUGCCCUCAGCCCCCAAACCAAUAAGCCACUCGGUGUCUUCUGUUAACCUGCGGUUCGGAGGAAGGACAACAAUGAAGUCGGUGGUGUGCAAGAUGAACCCCAUGCCUGAUACGGCUUCCUGUGGCUCUGAAGUUAAGAAGUGGUGGACCAGGCAGCUGACCGUGGAGAGCGACGAGAGUGGGGAUGACCUUCUGGAUAUCUAGAUGGGAACCCAGACAAAGGAAGUCAGAGGGUCAAAACUGCUACCUAACAGGAAACACCAUCAUUCGGCAAGCAAACUGUAAUUGCUAUACACUGAAUUUCACCUGGGCAUUGGGUUUCCUAAAUUGAGUUUUGUCUGUUUGUAGGAAUGUUCUAUCAAAGAGUAUGAUGUUGUGGGAUUCUUGUUAUGUAUUAAAGAAAAUUUGGGCUGAUGCUAUAGGCCAGUGAAAGAUCACUUGCCCAACAUGUGCGAAGCCCUGUGUUUGAAUCCCAGAAACACAAGAAAAUGUGUAUAAUGCAGUAUUGAUUGUAUUAGCAUCAAUGCUAGAUGUAUAUCAAGCAUCCGUGCAUCCUGUCCGUGUAAGCUAAGAUGUAUUCACCUGUACUCCUGUGUGAUAUUACUUCUCCCAACGAGCGCUAAGGCCGAAGUGGCCCAUAUUUGUAGUGCAGGAGUUACAGCUCUAGUUCACUUUCCCCGCUUGCAAUAGUCAUACUUCCCUUGGGAGAAACUAUUUAUGAUUGAUCUGAAAAGGUCAGCACUGAGUUCGUGCUAAAAUGAUAGCAGCGUCAAAACUACAGAUUUUGAAUUUUUAAAAGCAUAUUCCUUUUCUCGUUAUUUUUUAAGAUAUGCAAGAAGUUCUUAAGAAUCAGAGCAAUUUGAUUUCUCUCUCCAAGUUCUCUAAUGGAAGUGUUUCCUGCCCCCAAGAAAGUAGUGCAGGUAGGUCUCAUAUAAAGGGACUGGCCCAGAUGCUAACUGGUGUAAAACCAACCUGUAGGUGUGUUACUUUGGGGACAUGAUGAGACAAAAAUAUUUUGAAAUCUUUAAAAGUUCUCUGACUAACUGAGCUUAGAAAACAGAGUAAAAGCAUUAGACUCCACUUGGCUAAAUGUUUUGCAUUUGGGAGGGUCUCGUGCACGGCAUGACUCACCUUUGCUGCAGGCAUUUUGCUAUGACUCAACAGGAAUAUUAUGGGUUGGCACUAACCCCCCAUUGCAAUGCUAGGGUCAACGUCACUUCCCUGCUGCCAGGGUCACCUAUGGAGAUAACAGGCGGGUGUGGGGCUAUCUCUGACUCCAUUUGGGAAAUACCACAGUGUAACUGUAUUUUUUCCCACAUGUCAUUGGUGCAUGUACUCAUGGAAACUUAGACCAACAAAAUUAUCAGAAAACACUGAUGGAACCUGGCUGGGCAGGGGCCUCGCUGAGUUGUCAUUAUCAGUUGCAAGCCUGAUAUUCAGAUUAUUUUAAGAGACUGAGUAUGUGAAAGCCUCUAACACGUAGGCUGCUUUAUGAUGCCCUUUUCUAUAUUUAACAUUCUUCAAAUAGCUAAACAUCAUGGCCUCUCUACACAAAAAAAGUGAUGUUAUGUGACUAUCUGUUGCUUAUACAAUUACUUGUGACUGUGAUGUAACUGGCAAUUCAAGUGUGUGCAGCCAAGGGGGAUUUUUAUUUGGUUUUAUGUUUGCUCAGCAUUUGAUUUUUGUGUAUAAAAACAAAAUAAAUAUUGUAUGUGCA